CUUCAUCGACGUCGCCGGCCGCUUCAGAGCCUAAAUUUGAAGCACGAGAGGGAUUUUUUGGGGCAAUCAGAAGGUUUUUGAAUAUACGUGCUGGUCGGAGCCAUGCAGGCAUCAAGAGCAAGGCUUUUCAAGGAGUACAAAGAGGUGCAACGGGAGAAGGUUGCAGACCCCGACAUUCAGCUAACUUGUGAUGAUUCCAAUAUAUUCAAGUGGACUGCUCUUAUCAAGGGACCUUCUGAAACUCCAUAUGAAGGUGGUGUAUUUCAACUUGCAUUUGCCAUACCAGAGCAGUACCCUCUGCAGCCUCCACAAGUGCGAUUUCUCACGAAAAUAUUUCAUCCAAACGUGCAUUUUAAGACAGGGGAGAUCUGCCUUGAUAUAUUGAAGAAUGCUUGGAGUCCUGCAUGGACCUUACAGUCCGUUUGUAGGGCUAUAAUUGCUUUGAUGGCGCAUCCAGAAGCGGACAGUCCUCUCAACUGUGACUCAGGCAAUCUUCUGCGAUCUGGUGAUAUGAGAGGAUACCGAUCAAUGGCAAGGAUGUAUACAAGACUUGCUGCCAUGCCAAAGAAAGGUUGAACGCCCCACUACUAUGUAUAGAAGAUUUCCUCGUAAUGUACUAAUUAUGUAUCAGUGGAGGGCAAAGUGUAAGUGUUGAGCGCGUUACGGAUUGCGGUAUAAUUAUUCAUGUCUGUAUUUGGAGUUGAUUUCUGCAUGGGAGUUUUAUGGCUUACAGUUUGCACUUGAAUGGUGUGCGCAAGUUGAGAUGUGGUUAUGUAUUGCCACAAUAAAGAUGGUGGGGUUGAUAUACUUUUUUUUAAGUAAUUAUGACUUGUGAUUUGGUAUA
This is a messenger RNA of Asparagus officinalis (garden asparagus), 844 nucleotides long. RefSeq names its product protein PEROXIN-4. NCBI's taxonomy places the organism in Eukaryota, Viridiplantae, Streptophyta, Magnoliopsida, Asparagales, Asparagaceae. The transcript is spliced from 7 exons. The record is from RefSeq and is a predicted model, not a curated record. The coding region runs from base 103 to 576 and encodes 157 amino acids.